GCAAGGUGGAACACCGAAUCUAAUGACAGAGGGAUGGAGGCAGCAAUGCCUGCAACGCCUCCGAGCUGGCUCCACACAGUAUCCUUCCUCCACGAACGGUCAUAGCCACCCAGGCCCGCAGUAUAGAACCCGGCCUCCCCGCCGCCUUUUCCCACCCCCUACUCCAUCCCAAUUCCCGCUCCCCCUUCCACCUCCCGCGAUCAAGGCACAGCCAGGGCUCGCAGAUGUCGGGUGUGUGGGUGUUCAAGAACGGCGUCCUGCGGCGUGUGGAGAACCCGAGCGGCGGCGAGCCCGGCGGCGGUCUCCGUCGUAAGGUUCUGGUCCACCUCCCCACCGACGAGGUGGUGACCUCGCUGGCGAUGCUGGAGAGCGAGCUGGCGGAGCUGGGAUGGGAGCGGUACCCGAGCACUCCCGACCUGAUCCAGUUCCACAAGCGCUCCUCGGUGCACCUCAUCUCCGUGCCCCGGGACUUCUCCCGGUUCACGUCCGUGCACAUGUACGACAUUGUGGUCAAAUGCAGGAACGUCUUCGAGGUGCGUGAUGCAUAAGAUAUACACACACAGGUGUAUAUCGGAUGGUGAUCAUGCCGACGUCGUCCUCGCUAGAGGUCGAUCACUAAGUCUGCAUGGUGUUAAGAAAGCCUGGUGGUGGUGUAGCCGCUGCUGUGCUGGUUCGGAUUGUGCUACUACUGUUUGAUGUUUAAGCUGUUUCCUGCAUGUCAUUG
Musa acuminata AAA Group (dessert banana) is the source of this 724-nucleotide messenger RNA. Its product is annotated as flowering-promoting factor 1-like protein 3. The record is from RefSeq and is a predicted model, not a curated record. The transcript has a single exon. Gene Ontology annotation, biological process: regulation of flower development. The coding region runs from base 225 to 548 and encodes 107 amino acids. Lineage: Eukaryota; Viridiplantae; Streptophyta; Magnoliopsida; Zingiberales; Musaceae.